Messenger RNA from Alligator mississippiensis (American alligator), 921 nucleotides. It is a transcript of the gene SAP18, whose product is annotated as Sin3A associated protein 18. Gene Ontology annotation, molecular function: transcription corepressor activity; transcription factor binding. The transcript is spliced from 4 exons. NCBI's taxonomy places the organism in Eukaryota, Metazoa, Chordata, Crocodylia, Alligatoridae. The record is from RefSeq and is a predicted model, not a curated record. Gene Ontology annotation, biological process: negative regulation of DNA-templated transcription. Gene Ontology annotation, cellular component: nucleus. The coding region runs from base 48 to 509 and encodes 153 amino acids.
GCUGCACCCCAGACAUCCGGGUAACUUCCUUGGAGGCCGGAGCCGAGAUGGCGGUUGAGUCUCGCGUCACGCAGGAGGAGAUCAAGAAGGAGCCGGAGAAGCCCAUCGACCGCGAGAAGACGUGCCCGUUGUUGCUGCGGGUCUUCACCACCAACAACGGACGGCACCACCGCAUGGACGAGUUCUCGCGCGGCAACGUGCCCUCCAGCGAGCUGCAGAUCUACACCUGGAUGGAUGCAACUUUAAAGGAGCUGACAAGUUUAGUGAAAGAAGUCUAUCCAGAAGCACGGAAAAAGGGAACACAUUUCAAUUUUGCCAUUGUUUUUACAGAUCUCAAGAGACCUGGUUAUAGGGUGAAAGAAAUUGGCAGUACGAUGUCGGGAAGAAAGGGCACAGAUGAUUCCAUGACGCUGCAGUCUCAGAAAUUCCAGAUAGGGGACUACUUGGAUAUAGCAAUUACGCCUCCAAAUCGGGCACCACCCCCAUCAAGCCGCAUGCGACCAUAUUAAAGUGUCAUUUUUUUGUAGAUGACUGUAUCUUCCAGUGGGUUUCACAUGCUGUAGGAAACAGGCCUUUUUUAUUACUAUUGCUAAGCAAGAUCUGAAAACACUUCUAAGCCUUGACAACAAGAGUUAAAUAAUUAAUUUUACUGCGUGAGUUUAAAAGAAACAGUAUCUGAAUCUGCUUUGUUAUCUCUUCUUUCCUAGCUGUUAUGAUAUGAAAAGUGAAUAGAAAUGUUCAGUGUUUCAAGAUUUAUGUAAAAUGUGACUGAGAGCUUAGAAGUGCUCUUACCAUUCUGUUAAAAGCCAUGUAGAGUGGAAUAACAUUAUUAUUGUUUUGAACAUGUUUCUGAGUUUGAAGACUAGAUCAGGCCUGAUUUAAUGGUGGUUGAGCUUGAUUAAAAACAAACCGCUCACAGGA